Molecule: messenger RNA, 4735 nt
Organism: Mugil cephalus (flathead mullet)
Lineage: Eukaryota; Metazoa; Chordata; Actinopteri; Mugiliformes; Mugilidae
Gene: nphs1
Product: NPHS1 adhesion molecule, nephrin
Exons: 31
Coding region: 799-4419 (1206 amino acids)
Biological process (GO): cell-cell adhesion
Cellular component (GO): cell-cell junction
Molecular function (GO): cell adhesion molecule binding
Source: RefSeq, a predicted model, not a curated record
GUGCAUUGACGCACGACCACCUAAUUUAAAAGCAACACAAGCUGUGUCGCUACGUGUGUGUGAAUAGUAGUUGUAACACCUGCUAUGCCAACAAGGUGCAGCAUAUAUAACCUCCAUACCAUGAACAAGAGAGCAAUUAACUAAUUACAAACAAAUCUGCGACAGGAGGGGAACAGUGGCAGCAUUAAAUCAAGGUAGACUUAUUUAAACACGUGUAUUAUUUUACUCACGUUAUAUGACUGUGUCUCCUUCCAUGUGGAUGAAUGAUCCGUGCGGUAGCGCUCCUGUUUGCGGUUAAGUUUGUUUGCCUUGCAGUUGUUGGAGUCCCAGUAGGCUAACACAAGAACACCACAGCAUAAGCCUGAGUAAAUGUCAGAGCAAGCUGCUGCUCUUCCCAGACCACGCCGUGGGAGACAGACCAACCUCAUCGCCGUGGCAACCCUCUGUUCUGGCUCAAAGAAAGAGGCUAGGGCGGAGAAGAAAGGAACUUUUAUGCCUCUGAACCCCCACUAGCUUCCUCAUCCCCCCUUGUCCUUGUGCAUUGUAGCCCAGGCCUGAACCAUGUGGCCGAGCUCCCAGGCUUGUGUGACUGAAGAGGAGGGCUGCAAUUACCAAACUAAGGAGUGAGGGAAGGGGGAGUCCCAUUGGCAUUCUUUAACAUCUCCGUCGCUCACUUGUGUUCAGAGAGCCAUCUGUAGAUCAGGCAGACAAAAAGACGCUCCUGAGCCUCGGCGUCACUCAACAGGCUCACAGGCCCAGCAGGCCUUCAGGACUGAGCCAAAGAACACUACUCUGUGGAUGGGAGCCACAGCUGUGUUGAAGUGUGAGGUGUUGCGGGCCUCGGGGACCGUGCAGUGGGUGAGAGAUGGCCUCCUCCUGGGACCUCAGAGAAGCCUGCCAGGCUUUCCACGCUACAGCAUGAUUGGAGACCCCAAGAGAGGGCAGUAUCAUCUCCAGAUUGAAAAGGCCCAACUGGAAGACGACGCCCUCUAUCAGUGUCAAGCUGGUCAGACGGAGAGCAGUGGAGCAAUUGUUUCCAACAUAGCCUGGGUCAACAUGCAAAUUCCUCCAUCCAAGCCAUACUUCGAGGUGGACAUGGCUACACCUUGGGUGGCAGGGAAGAAGUACACCGUCAUCUGUGUUGCCCCCGAUGCGAAGCCUGAGGCUCAAAUCACACUUUAUAAAGAUGGAGUUGAGCUGACAGAUGCAGGGUUUUCCACCACGCCUGGCUCAAAGGAUAAGCUUGUGAACACGCAUGCCCAAGUAACGGUCACCGCUCUGAGCUCCGACAACGGGAGGGCGCUGGCAUGUCAUGCCUGGAACGGUGGCCCCGGUCCCGUGAAGACCACAAUGACCAUGAAUGUGCAAUUCCCGCCUCCGCCUCCAGUUAUUUUGGGUCUGGAGCGAGAGGACGUCAAAGCAGGGAGGACCCUCGUGUUGCGCUGUGUGUCUCAGGGUGGAAACCCGGCAGCCACUCUCCACUGGACUAAGAAUGGAGAAGUUCUGUCCACGACUUGGGAAGAGGACGUCGUGGCGCAGAAGUCCAGCAGCACGCUGAGGCUGAAAAUCACCCCCGCUGACAAUCAGGCAGAGCUGUGCUGUGAAAGCGUCAAUCUGGUGUCCCUGUCGCCUCUGUCUGUCUGCCGCAAAAUAACCGUGCUCUUCGAGCCCGCGGAGCUGACGCUGCUCGGUUCGUUGGCCAUCAUCGAGGGGCAAGAGUUGAACCUGGGCUGCUACGCCACCUCCAGCAACCCCGCCGUCCACAUCCGCUGGUGGCUGGGCCACAAGGAGCUCAACAACACCGUCGUCGUCACGGCAGAGGGAGACAAUGGUGGGAUGACAACCAUGUCCAACAUGACCCACCGGGUCUCCCGGGAGGAGAACGGGCUGAAGCUCACCUGUGAGGCUUUCAACAAGGGAACGCACUUCUCCAAAACCCGGAUCAGCAAUCUCAUUGUCUAUUACCCCCCUCAGAAUGUGUGGAUUGACGCGCCACCUCAAGAUGUCCCCCUCCGUUCGGGAACCACGGCCCGUCUCGUCUGUUUCUCCACUGGAGGGAAUCCCACAGGGACCCUGACCUGGUUCAAGAACGGAAGGCCGGUGGCGGAUGCAUCGAAGCAGACGUCCUUUGAAGUGGGCGUUGCUCGGGAGCUGGUCCUGGUCCUGACCGCGAGUGACAACAUGGCCUCCUACCGCUGUGAUGCCAAAAACGAGGCAAAGAAGGCCAUUUCUGCAUACACCAAGCUCUUGGUUCAUUUCACAGCAGUGAGUAUGAAGAUCACCACUGAAGGGGAGGUGCAUCAUCGGGGCCAGGCGAUAACCCUGGAGUGCCAGGCUGGAAGCAGUAACCCCGUGUCCAACAUCUCCUGGAUCAUAGGCCCACGGAGGUUGCAGGGAGUCGACCAGUCGCCCGCAAAGUCUCAGUAUGGUGGCGUUUCGGUGCGCAGUUCUCUGUCCUUGAAUCUGACUUCAGAGCACCACAACCAGAAGGUUAUUUGUCAGGCCUACAGCCCCGUUUUGGCAGAAGGGGCCAACACAUUUUUCCAGCUCAAUGUACUUUACCCGCCAGAAUUCAGCCCAGACCAGCCAACGGAGGUCCAGGUGGUCGAGGAUGACAUGGCAACCAUCCCACUGCUGGUCUCAGCUAACCCGGAGAAGGUCUCCUGCGUUUGGCAGCGCCGCCGCCUGAAGCUGGUCAAAGAGGGGUAUCUUCGCUACGACUGGCCAGAUGACUACUCACUGAAGAUCAAGAAUGUGACGAGGAAAGAUGCUGGAGUUUACACAGCCAACUGCACAAAUGAGGAGGGUGUUAACCUGACCCGCAUCUUGCUGGACGUUCAGUAUGCUCCCAGUGUCAAAGCAGAGAAAGACCCCGUGUUUGUGAACAUAGGGGAAAUAGCAGACCUGAUAUGCGUGGCAGAUGCCAAUCCCAUUAUACCCGACAUGUUUUCUUGGAAAUGGCUGGGUGAAGAGGAGGUGGAGAUGGGAGAGGAGACCCAUUUAAAUGAAUCAAGCCUACUGACCAUCCGUGAUGUGACUCGGGCUCAUGCUGGUCUCUACCAGUGCACGGCCAGUAAUGGCAUAGGACUCCCUGCCAGUGCGAAUGUGCAGCUGGUAGUGCAAUUCAAACCAGAGCUCCAGAAGGGCCCGCAGUGGAGGAAGGUAGCAAGCAGAGGGGAUGGCACUACAACAGCUGAGGUUGUGUGUCGGGCUGAAGGCAUUCCUCCUGUCAACUUCUGUUGGGAAAAAAACGGCGUACGCAUGGAUUUUGAAAACCCCAGGUAUGAGGAGCAGACGGUGAGGGAGGGGUCCUUCCACACCAGCACAGUUCGAGUGGUAAAUGUGAGCUCAACUUUGGACUAUGCUGUCUUCAGCUGCACCGCUCGCAACUCACUUGGGGAAGACAAGCUAGACAUCCAGCUCAUCAGCACAAAUCACCCAGAUCCUCCUUCAUCCUUCCGCCAAGUCAGCGUGACCCAUGACUCGGCCACUUUGGAGUGGAUCCCUGGCUUCGACGGGGGUUUGCAGCAACGGUUCCGCAUAAGGUACCGUUGGGAUCAAUUGGUCAGCUUCCUUUACGUGGACGUUUUUCCUCCCGGUUCAGCAACCUUCACCGUUACUAAUCUGCAGCCUGUCACCACCUACAACUUCUCUGUCAAUGCCCUCAAUGCAAUAGGGGAGAGUGACUACGCUGACAACAAUGCAGUACUGACCAUCACCACAAAGGAGAGGCCGUCGUCAGAAGAAGUCCCAUCAGAUGAAGACUCACCGAGCGUAAGCAGGCUGCCGGCCCUUUGGACCAUAGUGCUCACAGUGGUGUUUGGAGUCCUGCUGGUGUUGAAUUCGUUAGGUUGCCUCUUCGGAUUGUGGUGGAAAAAGAGGCAAAGGCGGACAGCAGGAGGUAGAGGAGGGAGUGUGCUGGAUGGGAAAAAGAACAAAGAGGAGGGGUCAAGUCAAUCAACUCUGAGAAACUCCAAUAGCUAUGAGAGCAAAGAAAAGAUCAACACCGCAGCCCAGCGCACCCUCCUCAUCGACUCAGGCUCUGAAACAGACAGCAACGUCUACGAGAACUGCGCAGCGGGACAUCCUCCUUAUUAUUAUCCCACUGGUGACUACAUGCCGCCUCUCAGUCCACACCCUGAGGAAACACGCAGGCUUGAUGUCAUCCGUCUCCCUGCGGACUCUCAGAGUCAUUUGUAUGAAGAUGUAAGAGAUGAGCGCCUGUACCAGGACAUACGGGCUCCUUCUUUCCCUCCUCUGUCAGCUUCAUUUGAUCACAGAUUGUAUCAACAAAGGAAUGACUGGAAACCGCCAACCUACCAUCAGCAGGGUACCGGGAGAGCAGGGUGGCCCGUGGAUGUCCAGCAGCCACAGAGAGAUUCUGAUCUUCCCUUUGAACUAAGAGGAGAAUUAGUCUAGAAUGAGAGGAGAAGGUCAAACAAACGUGGCAGGGCGUAUUACUCAGCAGUAGUUAUUAAGUACGGCGCUGUAUAGCACAUAUUCAGCACAGUGUUAUUAGUUUUAUUCUUUUUUUUUUCUAAUGGCGUCUCACAAGGCACCCUGAGUGACAGAGCCAAUAGAAAUACUUGUUGUCAAAUGCUACACAACACAGCGUUUCACCUCUCCACUGCUUUGAAUUUUCACCGCUCGCACUGAACAAUGUCUUAUCUGUAUAUGCCGUUUCCUUUAAUACAGGUUGAUGUCUUAUAUUUUAAAAUGAAUUGCUUUCAGCCUC